CGACGCUUCCGCCCCUCCGCAAACCGCUCGCAAACCACCACAGCCAUGUCGCGGUCAUUAGCGCGCCGCGUCUACAGCGACGCCUUCGCCAAGUGGCCCAAGCAGGACCUGCGCCCCGACUACCAGCUGCAGGACGUCCUGCGCCGUGCCGUCGAAGAGCGCUACGCCGGCGCAAAGACCAACGAGGCCGAGGAGCUGCUUAAGGCGCGCGCGCUGCAGUUCCUCGUGCAGAACAAGUUCCGCGACCGCUACAAGCUCAAGGGCCCCAUGCUCGAACCCCAGAGCCAGCCGACGUACUUUGAAGACCUGGUGCGCGAGAUUGAGGAAGCCCCGCGGAGGACGUGGCUCGAAAGGCUGGGGAAGCGCCUAUCAGGCAUUAUUCGACUGCAGUGACGUUGCUUGCGGGCGGGGACGGCAUCUGGAAGAGACUUUCGGGGGGAGGAAAAAGACAGUGUUGUCGGUUGUGCAAGUAUGGAGGGGCGAUGAGGCAUGAUACCACCAUGGUGUACGAUAUGAUGUUUGCAUAACAUAAUUGGUCUACCGCGCCAAAUAGAAGCGAGUCUAUAUUCUCCC
Purpureocillium takamizusanense is the source of this 573-nucleotide messenger RNA. RefSeq lists its product as uncharacterized. Gene Ontology annotation, molecular function: ribosome binding. The record is from RefSeq and is a predicted model, not a curated record. The transcript is spliced from 2 exons. Gene Ontology annotation, biological process: mitochondrial respiratory chain complex III assembly. Gene Ontology annotation, cellular component: mitochondrion; Cbp3p-Cbp6 complex. Lineage: Eukaryota; Fungi; Ascomycota; Sordariomycetes; Hypocreales; Ophiocordycipitaceae. The coding region runs from base 46 to 393 and encodes 115 amino acids.